This is a messenger RNA of Amoebophrya sp. A25, 2956 nucleotides long. The record is from the annotation of a GenBank genome assembly. Lineage: Eukaryota; Dinophyceae; Syndiniales; Amoebophryaceae.
AUGCGACGCAAGAUUUUGCCUUUCGUUAUAGACUACGCGUGCAGAAUAAUUUAUAAACGCGGGGCGGCUGGGCUAGGCUGGAUGGCAGCGCUUGGCACGCUGGUCGAACGCUUGGCGCAGAAUUCGGCACAGUUGGGACAAUUGGGUCGCCCAGCGACCAAGCGCGCCCAGCGUGAUCGGCCCAGCCAUAAGACCCCUUGUAUGCGGGCAGUUGACUGGUGCGCAGUCUCUCAGACACUAGUAGAGAUAGAAGGCAAAAGAAGGUGGACGAGUCGUCAUAGCGCAUCAGAUGGCGAGAAGGUGCCACACAACUCACGGCUGCGGCUCGCCGCGUCUUUCGUAGGUGGCUUAGCGUGAGGCUUUUUUUUCGUCUAUGAGGUCCGUCCAGAGGAGUCGUCGGGGCCAUGUAGUGAAAAAAUAAUUGUGCAGACGCUGAAGACGGACGCUUCGCUGCUGGUUCAAGAUGGACUGUCAGAGGCGCAGCAUUUGUAAUAAGUAGCCUGAACCUGAUAGAUAUCAACUUCAACGCGCGCAAGUGCAGCUCGCUAGCUUUGUGCUAGUUUGUGAUGAGCAAGCAUCUAAUCCGUACGCGUUCAUGCUCUCGCCCGAGUGUUUGAACAACCGGGGACACGGGCUGCGCCGCGUGUUGUUGAGUCUUGGUCACGGAAUUCAUUUUUACUCCUCGUGGACCAUUUUUUCGGUUAGAUUCAAUUUCAAUGACACUCGUUGCGAGCUCUAGCGCGAGCAUAUUGGAUUCAGUAUUCGACUUCAGGAUAGUAUUUUGGUUAGUAGUUCGCCGAAAAGAUACAAGGACAGAAAUCGUAAUUGUUUGAUGCGCAGGAGACGCUCGGGGAGCGCAGUUACCUUUCCUAAAGCGCCACGGUUAAGGUUAUCAUAUUUGUUUUCUAUUUUUUAAUGAACCGACUUGAUUGAUUCGGACUUUCUGCAAAGGAUUAGCUUAGAGCCUUCAUCCAUUUGGAGCGUCGUACCUCAACCCGAUUUUUGUUUCUUUCCCGAUUCUUUCCUCAAACAAGAUGCCACUUACAAUAGCGGCUGAGUGGUCCUAUGCCUUCAUUGGUGCUGCGGCUCAGCAGAGGGGCCAUCUACUACAAUUGAUGCAAGUGGCGUGAGAGUCAAAAGCUUACUUAAUUAUGGCGGAUAAUCGGCUGGCGCGUUGGCUUUUUGUCGAAAAACUGUGAUUGUAACAUUUGGCGGCUGUCCAGGAACGGAGAGCACUUCGCGAGCUUAGAGAGACCAUAAGGUUCAGAUAAGCCUUGGCUAAAUUGAACUAUCCGUUCCGCCGAACCAAACCUAAACAAGUCGGUAACUGAUAUCCAACAUCAGUAGGCACUGCGUGAGUCAUUCUAUGUGUGCUGCUGGCCAGAGGUAUCAAGAUGUUGCGUGUCCUCUGCGCAGCAAUCCAUUGGCCACAUAAUUCUUUUUUUUCAAAACUGCGCUUAAUGAGGUGUACUCAGUGGAGGUGAAGGGUGAAGGCAACUGUCUGUCUGCGACUUGGGAUCCUUGUGUACCGUAGACUAAUUUAUCAAUCAAGUUGCACCUUUCCCAACUCAGCCGCAGGCGCCUUGUGGCUCGGGGUCCUUAAAGCAUUUUACGUGGCAGAAAAUUAAUUACACACCUUUGAGUUUUCGAUUUUCAUAUACCAAGCUUGUAAAUGUCUGCCGGCCAAGAGUAGGGUUGCAUUUCUGUGCGAGAAAGUGCAGAGAUCUACCACGGACAGCGCCUGAGACCACUCGAAAGCUAAGUACUCCUGUCCUUGUUCCAUGUAAGGAUUUAACGUGAUGCCUCCUCCUUCCUCCUGUUAUUGACGCAGCCGUGGUGUGGUGCAUCUUCACCUCGGGGCGUCUCUAGGUUCGAAGUAGGCGCAUUUGUGGUAGUCGGCAAUGAAAUGGUGGGGUGUCGGCCAGCGCUAAGAUGUUUACAUUGUAGCGCAUCAUGAUGGAAAGGAGAAGCUUCCUCGUCCGUAUCUUCUUAUGUAGUCACCUCCUAGACCUUUUCGAGUUUUUACAUUCCUAUGGUUGACUUUUUCCUACAUUCAGAACCAUCAGCAAAGUACUAUGUUCUAGAUCCCUCAUUCGCUAUGUACCUCAUUUAUUAUGCCGUCUUUGAGGCAUGUUUUUACUGUACAUUGAAGAACCGCUCAAUUGUGUCGAAAGGCGACGUCAAGUCAAACGCUAGGAGCAUCAAUCAAUCCGAGCUGCUUGGAGUUCGACUGAUGUAGUUUGUGACGAGGUAUAUCAGGACGACGGUUUCGUCGCUGGCUUUUGUCUGAUUACGUGCUCGGGAAGCCUUUCCCGUGUCGUUCUCCACCGUCACCUCGCCACAUCCGAAUGUUCGUUAGAAUUUUACUAUGACUCUUAACAUGCUGAGAUAUUUGUAAUUAAGCAUUUCCUUGCAGCAUAAAACUGGUAGAAGUUGUCGUGUAAUGUAAUUAGAUGAUUGUGAUGAAAGCGCAUGUCGCAAGUUCCUGUUGCUACCUAAGUAGGAGAGCCUAUAUGUACCUUCAUGAAACGCUGCCCGACUUUACGCUAUUGUCGGUUGUCUGUGCUGCUUAUGCCCGCUUGAGUUCAACAUCGAGAACUGAUUGUGUGCCAUUCUUCGUUGCAUCAGAUGGAUAGUUGCGUCAGUCGAGUCCAUUUCCUCGACAUCUUCGCAGUCAAAGGGCCGGCGGGUGUUUGCCGUUGGGGUCUAUGAUCUCUGGAAUCUCUCCCAUUGAUGUAUGGGACAGGUUACCAAAGUGGUUGUCAAAGGGGGAACUACGCCAAAUAUUAAUUCUCUGUAACUCGGUGGGCAAUUAGGCUUGUAGCAGCACUGUUGAGUAGCAGGUCGUUUCUGGCUUCUCGAUGAAGAAAACCUCGCACCAAAUAGCACCGCUAGAGUAUUUAAGCGGAUCGGAAUUUGUAAAAGAAGCGUCUGCUCUACCUAUGCGCAGAAUGAA